GACGCUCUCAAGAUGGCGACUUCUCUGGGUUCCAACACCUACAACAGGCAGAACUGGGAGGAUGCGGACUUCCCCAUCCUGUGCCAGACGUGUCUUGGAGAAAACCCGUAUAUCCGAAUGACCAAAGAAAAGUACGGGAAGGAAUGCAAAGUAAGUAUGUCUGUUAAAGAGUAAUUAUUUCAUUUUAUUUUCCUUUUUUCUACCAAAUUAGCUUUCAACUUGCUGAGCUUUGAGGUCUUCCAGUAAAAGUCAGUGCUACGCAACUUUCAUAUAUCAUUUAUGUACUCAUUGGCUGUUAACUGUUUAGUGUGUGAGAUCUGUGCCAGGCCAUUCACAGUGUUUCGCUGGUGCCCCGGAGUCCGCAUGCGUUUCAAGAAGACUGAAGUGUGCCAAACGUGUAGUAAAUUGAAGAAUGUCUGUCAGACUUGCCUCUUGGAUCUGGAGUAUGGCCUGCCCAUCCAGGUUCGUGAUGCAGGGCUGUCUUUUAAGGAUGACAUGCCAAAAUCAGAUGUCAACAAAGAGUACUACACACAGAAUAUGGAGAGGGAGAUUUCUAACUCUGAUGGAACACGGCCAGUUGGCAUGCUGGGGAAAGCCACAUCCACCAGUGACAUGCUGCUCAAACUGGCCCGGACCACACCCUACUACAAAAGGAAUCGACCCCACAUUUGCUCCUUCUGGGUGAAAGGAGAAUGUAAGAGAGGAGAGGAAUGUCCAUACAGACAUGAGAAGCCUACAGAUCCAGAUGACCCCCUUGCUGAUCAGAACAUUAAAGACCGAUAUUAUGGAAUCAAUGACCCUGUGGCAGAUAAGCUUCUAAAGCGGGCUUCAACAAUGCCUCGUUUGGACCCGCCAGAGGACAAGACUAUCACCACACUAUAUGUUGGUGGUUUGGGCGAUACCAUUACUGAGACAGAUCUAAGAAAUCAUUUCUACCAGUUUGGAGAGAUUCGGACGAUCACCGUGGUACAGAGACAGCAAUGUGCUUUCAUCCAGUUCGCCACAAGGCAGGCCGCUGAAGUGGCUGCGGAGAAGUCCUUUAAUAAGCUAAUUGUCAAUGGCCGUCGACUUAAUGUGAAAUGGGGAAGCUCUUCCCCCUCCUCCUGCAGCAGAGGAAGAAGCCUCUGCCAACUACUUCAACCUGCCCCCCAGUGGCCCUCCAGCUGUGGUGAACAUCGCCCUGCCGCCACCCCCUGGAAUUGCCCCACCCCCACCCCCAGGUUUUGGGCCACAUAUGUUCCACCCAAUGGGACCACCUCCUCCUUUCAUGAGGGCUCCAGGACCAAUCCACUAUCCUUCUCAGGACCCUCAGAGAAUGGGAGCUCAUGCUGGGAAACACAGCAGCCCCUAGCACAUUAUCACCAUUCUGGGGCUCUACAGAAGACAGGGCGCUUAAAAAUCCCAGUAAACGAAUCUUGGAAUAAAUAUAUUUUUCCUUCCUUUGUAGUUUCCAUAGUAGCUGAAUGUGUUCAGAUGUGGGCAGUCAGAAAACAAUAGCCAUGCUUUGAUUGAUGGACCUCAAAUAAGCUGCCAUUGACACAUCUGGUUACUAUAACGUUACUAAUAAAACUUAAUGCCUGUUCCCCUUCUAUGGGGAGCAAGCAGUGGGGUGAAUUGGAAUAUCCAAUGGAGUUUCCAUCCCAAUUAUAUGUUCAUUUUGUAUUAUUUUUUGGAGGGGGGGGGCAUUAACCUGCGGAAAGAAUCUUUUGACCGUUUUUAUGUCCAUUAGGUAUUUUCCUUUUUAUCAUCUAAAAAAAGAUUACUAGUACUAAUCAUUGUAGUGGCAUAAAUGUGAUUUUACACUUCUGAAGUCACACCCUCAGAAAGACAAGUGGAAUCCAGCAGGCAGCUCUGCCCAGGUCUCUACUUAACCUCGCCUUCCCUCAUUGAUGGCUAAAGGAAUCUGGCUGAUAAGUUGUACUUCUCUGCGCUACCAAAAGAGACAACAAUAAAAAUUACUUUGUAUUCCUUUUGGGUGGAAACAAAUGUCAUGAAGCUGUGUAUCAUUGAAGAAACCUGGUGUCUGGGAUGAAAUUAUUUUAAAGAACUUCCUGUAAAACACUUUAAUAGACUGAAACGAAAAGCUUUGGAGUGUGUUUGAAUGGAAGACUUGUGACCUCGGCUGGAACUUUGAUCUUCAGCAUUCACCUUCAUGUGUCUCAUUUUAAUUCCCCGCUCUGGGCAGGGAACUCUGUUUGCUCUUAGGAUGUUUGGAUAUAACUGAAUUGUAGAUGGUAAAACAUAAUUUGAUGUUGUGUUGUGUUUUAUUUUUUUGUUUUUAAAAAAUUAAAACGGGUAAAUUUUCCAAAUGU
Myotis myotis is the source of this 2312-nucleotide messenger RNA. RefSeq names its product RNA binding motif protein 22 (gene RBM22). Bases 280 to 1497 code for a protein of 405 amino acids. NCBI's taxonomy places the organism in Eukaryota, Metazoa, Chordata, Mammalia, Chiroptera, Vespertilionidae. Gene Ontology annotation, cellular component: Prp19 complex; U2-type catalytic step 1 spliceosome; U2-type catalytic step 2 spliceosome. The record is from RefSeq and is a predicted model, not a curated record. Gene Ontology annotation, molecular function: U6 snRNA binding; metal ion binding; pre-mRNA binding. The transcript is spliced from 10 exons.